Messenger RNA from Cynoglossus semilaevis (tongue sole), 307 nucleotides. RefSeq names its product histone acetyltransferase KAT6A-like. The annotation marks the transcript as partial. Lineage: Eukaryota; Metazoa; Chordata; Actinopteri; Pleuronectiformes; Cynoglossidae. The record is from RefSeq and is a predicted model, not a curated record. The transcript is spliced from 2 exons.
AGAAGAACGUGUUCACCACCUGUCCUGACCAAACCUUCGAUGGCGCUCAAAUGCAAGAAGCCAAUCAGGAAACGGCGGUUUCGUCAGCGCAGCCACCCACACAGCAGCGUGGUGACGGAGACCAUCUCCGAGACCACGGAGGUGUUGGACGAGGCCUUCGUAGACUCCGACUCGGAGAGGCCCAUGCCCCGGCUGGAGGAGGAGACACCGCUGCAUUGUUGCCCACCUGCCCGCUCUGGUCUGAGGUUGUUAGACCCAGCUGCCAAAAGGGGGCGACAUGUCAGCCCUUCUGAUUCCGACGAAGACG